GGUACCACAACUAAUUUAAUGAAUUAUGAUGAAAAUAAUGGACGUGAAAGGAAACUUGAUUUUCGAUCUGUAUAUUGAAUUCCGGAUUGUGCGAAAUUACAGUAGUUGGUAGGCCGAAUCUUAAUAAUUCGAAAACUUAGAAUAAUGUCCAGAUUAGAUUGUCAAACUCAAGAUCAAAGUCAAACAAAUUUAUGCUCACAAGCAGUUAGUUUUAAUCCUUCUGAAAUCCAUUGUACACAUGGAGCACUGACUGAUUCUUUUGGUUGGUUUAUUCAAGGAGUGUUGGCUGGUUUAGCAUUCACGUGUCUUAUAUUGAAACGAUUUUGUGAACCUACAAAGCAGAGGAGACCUUGGAUUAUUUGGUUUUAUGAUACAUCAAAACAAGGUCUGGGUGCCCUAGUCAUUCAUUUUGCCAAUGUGUUUCUGGCAGAAUUCUUCCACGGAGAUCCUUGUACUUGGUAUAUAAUCAGCUUUCUUUUGGAUUCUUCUAUUGGAUUAUUCAUUAUCUUCAUUGGAAUACGACUUACACAGUAUUUUGCUCGAAAGAAAGGUUGGCAUAAUAUUGUUUUUGGAGAAUAUGGUAAUCCUCCAAAGACGAAUGCCUGGUUGGCACAGUGUGGAAUGUAUGUUGCAAUUGUUAUACUUGAAAAAUUGAUGAUUACCUUAUUGAUCCAACUACCCUUUUGGAAAAAUGUUAGAUCAUUCAUUAUGUCUCCAAUAACAAAUGCUAAGGUAGAAGUAGCCAUUGUGGUGUUGAUAGUUCCAUUUAUCAUUAACGUGAUAAUGUUCUGGGUGACUGACAACUUUCUGAUGCAUAAAAAUGAACUCUUGAAGGAUGAUAGACACCCUAUCACAAAGUUUAGAAUGCAUUAUCAACCAAUGGACUGUCACAAUAAUUCAGAAGUAGAAAUUCUUAUGUCAGAUGAGGAAAUUAUGGAACCAGAAGACCUUGCUCAUCAACAUUGGCAUGCCAGCUCAUCUCCAGUUACUUGACUUGAUAGUAGGUGCUGACAGUUAGCUAGUAAAAAGUAAUUGGAUUAUUUCAUUGUACUUUUGAUCUUUUUCUUGUUUCAACUUUGAGCUUAUUUGAGUGAGGCAUUUUUCUAGUGUGUAAUUAAAUCACUUCACAAAGUCAAAGCUAGUUGAUCUGAGAAUUUCUGGUUAGUAAUUGAUAUGUAGUCACCAAUAAAAUUUGUUAAAGUAUUUCUCUAAUCAACCCAGUGUAUUUUUACACAUUUGAUAUACAUUAUAUUCUUGUCAUUUUAAAUUUGAAACUACGUGAAAUAUCUGUUUGUGGAUGAUGAGUAUGUUGAACCAGACUGUUAAAUACUAAUCUGUAUUUUACAAUAUCCUGUGGAAAGUCUGUUUCAUACAAAGAACAGCUUUAUCAUCCUUAUUGAAUAACAUUUUGUUUUUUGUGUUCAACUAAAUAACUGAUCAUAUGUAAUGAACAAAUCAAAUGUUUUAUUUAUUACAAAAAUAUAUAUUUCUGUAUUCUGUAGUCUAAUGUUAUAUAUAUAUAUUAAUCAAACUUUCAACAGUGUUUUAAUCAUGACUGUUAUUUAUAAUGAAUGAUAAUACUGUCCAGAGAUAAGAGAUACGAUAUCAAGCUGUUUAUCUAAGAAUGACUAAAUAAUGAUGUAUUUCACUGCAUUACUCGGAUUUUGAUGAAAUGUAUGAAUGUACAUUUUAGAACUGUGAUCCUAAACUUUUUUAUGAAUAACUAGCAAUAUGGUACACUUGAUGUGUGUUUCCUUAUUAAAUCCAGUGUUUUUAGUAUCACAUUUGACUUCCAAGUAAUUAAUUUUGAGUAUCAGAGUAAUGCAUAGAGAUGUUCUUUUUAGAUACAUAGUUAGAAGCUUUUACUUUAGCACUGAGAAUUUUUAUUAAUGACAAUACAUUUUGACAUUUCCACAUGCAAUAGAUAUUACUGAUAUCAAUGUUAACAAGAGAUUGUUUUUUUUUAAACUAAAUGUGAAUUACACCUACCACAUAUAACAGUAUUUUUUAAUUCAAGCAUUGAUAACUUUGGUCUUAAUAUAUUUAUUGAGAAAACUAUCAAGGCAAUUAAAUUUCCAAUAUUAGAAGAUCAGUUUGAGCAAUAAUUUUAGAAAUUAGUAGGACUUAUAAUUACAGGUUCCCUUAUCAGUUACAGAUUAGUCUAGAGUAGGGGUUCCCAAACUGGGGUUGCAGGAAAGUGUUGGGUGUGUGUGUGUGUAUAACAUAUCAACAUCACUGUUAAAGUACUCAGUAUCUGUAGAUUUAUUGGGUGGGGUCCUCAGUCAGGUUGUUGAAUGUUUUUUUUUUAGGCCUUGUGCUGAGGAAAUUUGGGAACCCCUGAUCUAGAAUAUUGCAAAGAGGACUAGUAUUGUUUUAUAUGUUUUUAGAUUUAAAUGUUAGUAGAAAUGUUUCUGCUACAAAUCGUGGGCCGAGCAUGGCUCCGUGGUUAGCGUGCUAGACUGUGGACUGUGUUUCACAUCCCUUUACUGGCAAAAAGAAAAUUGUGCUCUACAGUUUGAGGUCAUGGGUGCAUUAUAAGAUUGACAGUUAAAUCCUACUGUUAAGUCUACCAAGGGUUGACUAUGAAUGGUGCUGACCAGCUACCUUUCUUAUAGACUAUCAUUCAAAAUUAGGUAUGGUUAACACCGAAAACCCUCAAGCAGCUUUGCAUGAAAUUCAACACCAAACAAACAAUCAUGAUGAAAAGUAAAAAAAUAAAUUAAUAUUUUAAAAUUAUCUGAAAUUUUAGUUGAAUUUAGAAACAUAUGUUGAGAAUAGUUUAUGAUACAUAUAAAUGAUGUAAUAUUAUUUGUUCUGUUUGGUAACUACAGUUUGAGUAAUUAUGAAUUAUGUAUCGUUGGGUUUAUACAUUGCAAGUAUUGAAACACCAGACAUAAUAUUUGCUAUUAAACUUGUAGGAUUACUGACAUUAUUAACUGCUUGACGUACUUUCAUGAUAAAUUGUUUGCAUUUACCAGAUUACCUAAUAGAGAUAAAGAUAUUGAUUGAUUUACAUUGAUAUAGAAUUUUAACUUGAGUAAUAGCCCAACAGUUAUGCACAUGCAUUCAACGCGUAAUUGUCUUAAAUUCACAAAAACCUCAUACACAUACUUCUUGAGUAAUCACCAGUUUGAUAAGUUAAUUAGAGUGUGAGAACAUCUAUAAAUGCAUUAGAAUUGAAAAUAUAACUUUGAAUUUAUUAACACAUUUUAAGCUGUUAUGAAAAGAAAUAAUGAAAUGAAGUACAAGGUUAUAGUCAAUAAAAUUAUGCUUGAAUAAAAUGUGUUUGUAAUAGAAUUAAGUUUCAAGGUAUUCUUAAUAUGCAAGAAUUACCACCAUAAUGGUAAUAUGAAACUGUUUAUAGACCUUCUUGUAAAAAACAAAAAAGUAUGCUAGAAAGGAACUUGAAAGUAGCCGAGUAAGUAGUUGAAGUGUGAAAUUGAAUUGUGUGAAGAAAAAAAUAUAUAUGUAUGUAAUGUACUGGCUGUCACUUGAACAGAUAUUUCUGCAUUUAUUUAUUUUUUGUAUUUCUAUUAGCUGAGAUAGUAGGGGUCAAGAUUAUGUUUGUUUGUUCAGAACAAAAUAGAAUUUUGAUUUUAACUUUGAUUUAAAGUAUGAAAAUGUGGAUAUAGUCAGAAAUGAAGUUGAAUUGAUUUUGAAUAAAAGUGCAUAAUUUUGAAUACAAGAUUUCUUAUUUCCCUUCAUAAGUUUUCAACUAAGCAAAAUAUAGUUUCUUAAUGGUAGUCUUACUUUAUUUUAUUCUUUAAUUUUACAUACUGACCAAGCUGUUAUUUUUUUUCAAAUCAGAUUUGGUAUUGUUACAUAAAUUAGAAAAAUGUUAUAUAGACUGUAAAAUUUUAGCUGCUCAUCUAGGAGAAAACUUUUUUUUCCUUCAGAUUACCGUAUUAUACUUGUACUAGUACGUAUAGUGAUGUGAUUACCAUAUAUUUGUACUAGUACAUAUAGUGAUUACCAUAUUAUACUUGUACUAGUACAUAUAUAGUGAUGUGAUUACCAUAUAGUACUAGUACAUAUAGUCAUGUGAUUACCAUAUAGUGCUAGUACAUAGUCAUGUGAUUACCAUAUAGUACUAGUACAUAGUCAUGUGAUCACCAUAUAGUACUAGUACAUAUAGUCAUGUGAUUACCAUAUUGUACUAGUACAUAUAGUCAUGUGAUCACUAUAUUGUACUAGUACAUAUAGUAAGGUGAUGCUGACAUAAGGUUGACUGUCCUCUCUUGUUAUGAAAAAGUAGCCUAUUAAAAUAACAUAAAAUUCAUCUACAUGUCACUGAAAUAAACUUAAAAGAUAUAGAUGCUAAAAUUUAUCAUAACUUGUUAUGUGAUAAAUUGGAAACUAGAAGAUAUUCCAAAAGGUAUUGGUCAGUGUUAACAUAACUUUUGCAUUUAUUGAAUAACAAAACUGUGUGAAAAAUGUGCUCAACACAUUGAAUAACUGUGAAAAAAGAAACCAAUGAUAAAUAUCUUACAAAGAUUGGGUGCCUUUCAUAAAAGUUAUGUUCAAAGUCUCACUCUAGAGGUGAAAAAAAUAAUUAAUUUUUAUGACAUAUUUGUAUCUAGUUCUGAACAGUUUACUUCAGAUUAAACUUCUAGCUCAUUGAUCAUCUGAUAUUCAUCAGUUUAACAAUCUAAUUUUAUGCUAGACAUACUACAUUUACUUUAUGUUAUCUGAAAUAUAUUAAGAUAAUUUUGAAACGUAUGCCUUAAAUUUUGUAUAUGAAUUACAGCUACGAUUGUUGUAUAUGUAUACCUGUAGCUUUUAUGUACAUUAUUCCGUAACCAUCUUUUGCUCUAUACAUGAAGUUUAUUUAAUUGAACUUCACAUAUCUCUUUUUUUUUUCUUUUCUUCCAUGGGUAACUUGUAGAGUAUUAAUGAAUAAUGAUAAUAGUAAGUGAAAUAAGAGACACGGUUCAGUACAGUUGAAAAAACAAUAUUUUUUGGCUUUAUUUUAUUAGAGGAUAUUGUUUUUGAUAAUAUUUUAUUGAUGUAAAUAAAAUUGAGGGACCAUUUUUAAUGUUUACAAUUUGUUAGAAACUAAAGCUUCCAUUAAAAACUGACUGAGCAAAUUAAAUAUACAUGUAUAUCAACUUAUUGUGAUGAUCUACAUGGGUCUUGCCCAUUUUAGUAUUCUAGAAAUCCAUAUUGUGAUAUUCAUAAAACAUCCUCAAAUUGUUGCAAAAGGGGAAAAUGUACAGCUUUAAUAGAUUUAAAUUCUAAUACAUUUUAAGACUUAGUUUUUUUAGAAUUUAUAUUUUUUUUUGAAGAUUACUAACUGAUGAUAGAAGGGUUCAUUAAAAGUCUUCAUGCUAAAAGAGUGCCUUUAUGGUUGAAUUAAUCCUAUACAAAAAAAAUUAACCCUCAGGUGAACCAAAUGGAGUUGAAAUAAAAGGUGUAGUGUACAAUUACUCCUGUAUAAAGAAUAAACAUUAAAGAUGCUAUUGAGAUAUAUUUGAGAGUAUGCUAUUGAAAUAUGCAUACAACAAUUCUAUUGGCAUUUAAUAAGUGUCUUAAAAUAUUGAUUUUGUAGUUUAAUAUAAAACCAUUGAUUAUUUGAUGGCUUUGUCAACUUGAAAGAAAAGUUAGCUUUUUUAAUGAACAUAAAAUGCCCAAAACAAAUAGAAAAUUGACCUUCAAAACAGCAUAUUAAUGUUAAAUAUGAAGUUAUAUAUAUGUGUUCAAAGUUGUUUUAGCAACAAAGUAAUAUUGUGAUCUGACCAAAGAUGUGUUUGAAAACUAUUGUAAUUUUAUUUGAACAAUAAAAUAGAAUUUUGUUGUGCUUAA
Molecule: messenger RNA, 5802 nt
Organism: Limulus polyphemus (Atlantic horseshoe crab)
Lineage: Eukaryota; Metazoa; Arthropoda; Merostomata; Xiphosura; Limulidae
Product: store-operated calcium entry regulator STIMATE-like
Exons: 7
Coding region: 145-993 (282 amino acids)
Cellular component (GO): membrane
Source: RefSeq, a predicted model, not a curated record